AUGGCUUACGCCAAAUUUAAAGCUCACAGGUUCGCCUUUCUGAACGUCACCACCAUUGGACCGGAUAAUGUUGUGAAAGCGGGCAGCGAAUGUGGUUUAGCUUGUGUUAACUCACUAUCCUGUUUGUCCUUUAACCUGGCCGUAUUUCAUGGCAUGAAUGGCAAACUGCUAUGUCAAUUACUUCCAACCGACAUUUACAACAACUCGGACAAGUUUGCCACCAGUGAGCAAUUUCAUCACUACAGCAUCUUGGUAAGAGCAAACCACUCUUGACAAUUUUAUCAAAAAUCGCAAUUUAAGGGUUGAAUGACAACUCACGGGCUUUAACAGCGCUCUCGAGUUUAGAUUACCAAAACAGGCCAUCCAUGGACAUUUUCAAAAUAUGAAAACGUAGAAAAUUGGAUGGGGGGGCACCUUCCACCUUGUAUCAGGGUGGGGGUGUCAAUAUGUGUAUAGGUCUAACGCUCAUGAAGUUUGUUUCACAUGCAUUCAGUGUUAUCAGCAUCAAUAAUUAGAAACCUUUGGCUUACAGGAAGUACAUUACAACCGGCGUUCAAUUCUGUUAAUAAACCAUACAGAAAAUAUUUAGCUCAUUCAGUUCUUUAGAUAAGAAAAUUCUGAAUGAGAACACAAUUCGUUACAGAAAAGGGGGCUAAGGUCGAUGGCGUAUGUACGUGACGAAUCUCAUUUUCCUUUUUUUCCUUUAGUCUCCCUGCAUCAGUUGGCCUUGUCAGAACAAUGGGACAUGCGCUGCACAAUACAAAGACGAUAGCUACAUUUGCAUUUGCAAACGAGGAUACACAGGGAAACACUGCGAAAUUCUUGGUAUGAAAACCUCAUCGGUGGGGACCCCUUUGUAG
Molecule: messenger RNA, 860 nt
Organism: Pocillopora meandrina
Lineage: Eukaryota; Metazoa; Cnidaria; Anthozoa; Scleractinia; Pocilloporidae
Source: the annotation of a GenBank genome assembly